Molecule: messenger RNA, 1027 nt
Organism: Lecanosticta acicola
Lineage: Eukaryota; Fungi; Ascomycota; Dothideomycetes; Mycosphaerellales; Mycosphaerellaceae
Source: the annotation of a GenBank genome assembly
AUGGCUGCCUCCGCGGUGAGAGCCUUGGCGGGCUUGUGGGCAUUGUACCAGGGCUUCAGACUCGCCGCGUUCAUUCAGAGCCAUUUCUUCCACAAGAGCACGCUCGAUCGAUUGCAGACACCUGGAGCACAGGGUGGAGAAGACGACUCCGCGUGGGCCUUGGUGUACGUGCGCACGAGACCACCAGAACCUUUCGCGCGCCAAAAGCGCUAACCAACAGCCCUCUUAUAGCACAGGAGCUACAGACGGAAUCGGCAAGGGCUUCGCCGAAGAACUCUGCGCACGAGGCUUCAACGUCAUCAUCCACGGUCGAAACGAAACCAAACUGGAAAAGGUGAAAUCCUCUCUCCAGACCCGCUGGCCGAAAUGCCAAAUCCGCACGCUGCGAAUGGACGCCAGCCGCGAAGCGGGCGAUGCGGACGCCAUGGCCCGCACGGCAUGUGCUCUCCAGCCUCUGAACCUCAGAAUCCUCAUCAACAACGUCGGCGGCUCCAGCGGCAGCAUCUCCUUCAUGCCCCUCCAGGACCGAACUCCAGAGCAGAUCCGAUCGGUGCUGGAGGUCAACGUACGCUUCCCCACCGAGAUCACCCGGGCACUCCUGCCCCAGCUCCAACGCAACGGCUCCGCUUUGAUCAUGAACAUCGGCAGCGCGACGAGCGAGUUGAGUCUUCCGUAUUUGAGCAUCUAUUCCGGGUGCAAGGGUUACAAUCAAUGCUGGUCGCGAUGCCUCGAAGCGGAGAUGCGAGCGGAGAAUCACGAUGUCGAGGUGCUGUGUAUUCUGGUGGCGGCGGUGGCAACAGAGCUGAGCCCGAGACCGCUAUCGUUGUUCGUCCCUAAUGCCAGGCAGAUGGCGGGGUACGCCUUGGGGAAAGUAGGGUGUGGCCGCGGCGAGAUCUUCGGUUAUUGGGGCCACCAUUUGCAAGUCAUGAUGUUCCGGGCCAUGCCGUCCUUCAUGGCGCGGAAAGCGGUCGUAGAUGUGGGGAAGAAGGAGAAACUUGAAGACGAGAAGCGGACGGCAAGUAGAUGA